This is a messenger RNA of Westerdykella ornata, 1250 nucleotides long. RefSeq lists its product as uncharacterized. The transcript has 2 exons. Gene Ontology annotation, biological process: spindle pole body duplication; protein import into nucleus. Gene Ontology annotation, cellular component: nuclear pore transmembrane ring; nuclear outer membrane. NCBI's taxonomy places the organism in Eukaryota, Fungi, Ascomycota, Dothideomycetes, Pleosporales, Sporormiaceae. The record is from RefSeq and is a predicted model, not a curated record. Bases 210 to 1034 code for a protein of 274 amino acids.
ACAGGACACCCACCCCAACCUCAACGGGCGGCCAUGCACAGCUAGGGGCUUCGCCUCUCGAAAUACUAACCUACUAACGGCAGCAACAGUGAUCCUCGAGUCCUUGCUCAAUAAGGGCCAACCAAUCUUGGAAUCGAGUGUGGGUUUUCCCUAAGACUAGCCAAAACAUCGUUCCGAGGAGUCUCUCUCCACCAGAAGAAGCACUCGCAAUGAACAUCGCGCGGUCGCCGGCUACGCCGGUGACUCCAGCAGCUCAGAAGGUGCAGCAAGAAACCCCGACAGGAUCGUGGCGCCACCCCAAGCUUGACGAGAUCGUACGUCGACAAAAUGCAACCGCUUUCAGUGAAAGCAACGUAAACAGGAUUGUUGCGAAUGCCGCCGUUCUGUUCUUCACCUACGUUGCAUUCAAUGCCAGACUCCCAUUCGCCAUUCUGCGCAUGUUGCAGACCAGCAUGAUCAACUUCACAAACAGCAUACCCUAUUCGAGCUACAUGCUAGGAGCUAUCCGUCUCGUAUUUGUGCUCAACAUCGUCCAUGCGCUUUGGCCUCUCGUCCUUCGCUACUAUCCCGACGACGUCGCCGACAUUCCUCUCACACCAUCACAGCGACAAGCGAUGGGCCUGGACCCCAACGUUUCGACCCCGCAAACCCCAGGAUCCGAAUACGCAUCGCCGAACUACAUUACUCCUCCUCGCUACCAGAGAUCUACGCCUCGCAGUCUGGGCACUUCUGGAGAACGCUACUCCCCUCUCUCAGGCAGUCCGCGCGGCAGUUUCGGUCUGUCUACCUCGCACUCUCCCUUCUCGCCGAACAAUGGAAGCCCACUCUUUCAAAAGGUUCUUGGUGGAAGUCCAAGCAAAAGGAUAGGAUUUGACAGGAGCAGCCCACUCAGCGGCAGUCUGUUCAUGGAAAGCAGCUCUAGCAGCACGCCUAGUACACCUACCCCAGGCGCUGGUAAGGCCAGUGUUGGGCUCAACAACAAGUGGUUGUAUGAAAAGGGGCGGGAUGGCCGGGGAUCUUCGCUAUAUUCCUGAAUAGUUGCCCGAAGAGCGUAUUUUGAGCAGCUGGUGACAGACUUGCAUGGCGCUUUAUACCCUGAUAUUCUUCGCUUGGCGCAUUGCAUGGAUUCCGGAAUCAUAUGGUGUGUUCAAUACCAUACAUACUCCAUACUCUUGGCCUAUAUUUUGUGUGUUUCUACCGGUUCUCAAGCGGGGAUAUAAUACAUUCGACUUCCCUAAAUGCGCGCCAAU